AUGCGGGCAGGGCCUCGUAUGGGUAUGGGCCGAGAGCUGGAAGCUGGACUGGGCCGGGCUGGUGCCCAUGGCCGCCCGCUGAGCACGCUCGGCCCGCCGCCCGCCCCCCCGCCCGGCCGGACCCCCAGUUCCUCUCGUGGUGACCCCCCAGCCGCAGGCACGGCCCCGCCCCCGCUGCCCCGGUGGUGGCCCGCGGCCCCCCGGCUGCCGGCGGUCAAGCUGGAGUCUCUGAAGCGCUGGAACGAGGAGCGGGGCCUGUGGUGCGAGAAGGGGCUGCAGGUGCUGGUGACCACGGUGGGCGCCUUCGCGGCCUUCGGCCUCAUGACCAUUGCCAUCAGCACUGACUACUGGCUGUACACUCGCGCCCUGCUCUGCAACGCCUCCGCCAACCUCUCCGACGACGGCCCGCCCCACCGGCCCGGAGCCGCUGACAAGAAGGACCCGGGCGGCCUCACACACUCGGGGCUCUGGAGGAUUUGCUGCCUGGAAGUGGCCCCCAACAUGGGCCCCAACAUAGCCCCUAACAUGGGCCCCAACAUAGCCUCCAACGUGGAACCCAACAUAGCCCCCAACAUGGCCCCCAACAUGGGCCCCAACAUGGCCCCCAACAUGGGCCCCAACAUAGCCCCAACAUGGGCCCCAACAUAG
Erinaceus europaeus (western European hedgehog) is the source of this 648-nucleotide messenger RNA. RefSeq lists its product as uncharacterized. Gene Ontology annotation, molecular function: voltage-gated calcium channel activity; channel regulator activity. Gene Ontology annotation, biological process: positive regulation of synaptic transmission, glutamatergic; postsynaptic neurotransmitter receptor diffusion trapping; transmission of nerve impulse. The coding region runs from base 1 to 648 and encodes 215 amino acids. NCBI's taxonomy places the organism in Eukaryota, Metazoa, Chordata, Mammalia, Eulipotyphla, Erinaceidae. Gene Ontology annotation, cellular component: postsynaptic density membrane; AMPA glutamate receptor complex. The record is from RefSeq and is a predicted model, not a curated record. The transcript is spliced from 3 exons.